Molecule: messenger RNA, 399 nt
Organism: Naegleria fowleri
Lineage: Eukaryota; Heterolobosea; Eutetramitea; Acrasida; Naegleriidae
Exons: 1
Coding region: 1-399 (132 amino acids)
Source: RefSeq, a predicted model, not a curated record
AUGCCUAUUGAUAACCUCGAGAGAAAACAUGUGGCUCAAACUCUUGAUAGAUUGAAGAAGCAUGUCAAGGUAAUAGCUAAAGAGUUUAUCAUAACUCCAAAAGGUCACAAUGCGAGAGGUAGAAAGAUUCUACUGCUUGACCUGAAACAAAAUAUUUUGCCAAAAAUCGAGCAAUUGAUUAACGAGCUGUUAAACAUGGGUCAACAACAUACCUUUAAACGUUUGACAGAUCUUAUUUCAAAAUGGAAAGAGGUAAAGAUGAGAAGUGAUACAUGUAUCAACCAUGAAAACCUUAUUGACAUAAUGGAAUGGCUAAAAUUGGAGCUGGUUACCAAGGAUGACAAGGAUGAUGGGCUUGAUAAGAAAUCAGAAUCUGUGGAUAAUAAUGUUCAACAAUAA